UAGUGUUAAUAGUGUGGGAAAAGAGGAGCUGAGGGCUUCAUUGUUAUUAUGUUAUUAUCUGUUGAUCACUAAGUAUUUCCCUGUGUGUAGAAUAGCUGGUGUUCAGACGCCAGUGACUCUUCAGAAACUCUGUGGGUAAAGACCUGAGGUGUUUUUGGAGGUAUAGAAAAUGGCUCGUGUCUCAGGUUUUGUUUCCUUGAAUGAUCGUAGUGUUUUUAGCAAAGCUUGCCAGACUCUGGAUCGAGAGAGACUUCAGACCAUCAUUGAUCAGUGGAACUCUGAGAGACUGGACCUGUUCGAGAUCAGUCAACCUGAUGAGGACCUGAAUUUUCAUGGGGUUAUGCGAUUUUACCUUCAGGACCACAUCACAGGGAACUUCUCAACCAAAUGCAUUCGUGUCUCCAGCACUUCUACCACACAGGAGAUUAUUGCCACUCUGCUUGAGAAAUUCAAGCUUGAUAUCAAAGCUGAAGCUGAUCCAUAUUUUAUGUAUGAGGUCUCUGGAGAUAAAGAAGGAAGACGAUUGGAUCUUCAUGAACAGCCCUUGAUGGUUCAGCUUAGCUGGAAUAAAGAUACUAUUGAAGGCCGCUUCAUAUUGAAAAAGGAUGGUAACACAAAUUUGCAGAAUAAUGGCGUAGAUGGCAAAGAAAAAGUGGGAGUGCUACAAAACUUCAAGAGGACCCUGUCAAAAAAGCAUAAAACAAAUAAACAGAAGAAAAAAGAGAAUCUCGACAGCCAUUGCAUAGAGACAGGGGAUCUGCCUAGUGAUGGCAUUAAUUGCAAGAACAGUCAUGAACAAGAGAAAAGAACGUUGGUUGAUGAUCUUAAGGCGGGGAUGAAUCCAGCAGAUCCGGAAUGUUUUGAACUGAGGAAUGAGGAAAUUAAGUCAGAACACAGCAACCGAAAGCCAUCAAGCAGCACAGUCAGACCAGCUGGCAAAGUGGUCUGUAGUGAGCAAUCCAACAAGAGAAGAUUGUUAGAGUACAUUACUCAAAAGCGGGAGCAGACUUCUGAGUCUUGGAAUGGCUCAAAUGGAAGCACUGUACCAGAAAACUCUGUGCCAAAAUGGAAUCUACCACUAAGCAUAAAGCUGGAAGAAAAAAAAGAAGAAGCCUUCUUGCUUGCUGUAGUGAACUACACCAACAGCUCCACGGUUCACUUUAAGCUCUCUCUGGCCUAUGCCUUUUAUUUGGCAUGCCGAUUUGUGCUCACUCAAAGUGAGGAGAGGAACAAAAAUCCUAAAAAGACAGCACAGAGAAUUUCUACCAUUGUUAACAAGAUUGUGCGUCUGAUGGACAAUGUUAUUCAGAAACAGAGAAGCAUUACUGUGGCUCUUACAUUCUGGAUGGCUAAUGCCUCCGAGUUCCUGAACUUCAUCAGGCAGGACAGUGAUCUGGCCAACAUCACCAUCAGCUCUCAGAAUGCUCUGGGUCAACUGGUUCAAAAGGCUUUCAAGUACCUUUCAAAUCGUCUCCUGGCUGACCUUGAGAGUCAUCUGCCUGGAUUUGUCACUGAUGCUGGAGAUGAGACAACCCAGGCAGGGAUAGACAGUGUGUUGGCCAGUUUCUCCAGGGCUAUGACUUUAUUGCGCAGAUUUCGGGUCAACCCUGCUCUCAGCAUCCAGCUCUUUUCUCAGCUCUUCCAUUUUAUGGGGGCAUGGCUCCUGAACAGACUCACUGUAGCUGCCUCGGGCUCCAAUCUGUGCUCACACUACUGGGGCAUGACCUUGCGCCAGCGGCUAAAUCACGUGGAGGCCUGGGCAGAGAGACAGGGACUGGAGCUGGCUGCUGACUGCCACCUGAGCCGCAUUAUUCAGGCGACAACUCUGUUGACCCUGAACAGCUAUGGUGUUAAAAAUGCUGAGAAAGUUCAUUCUGUUUGCUUCAAGCUGAACUCAUUGCAGCUGCGGGCAUUAAUGACCAAGUAUCAAUAUGCACCCAAGCAACCUCACAUUCCACAUGAUCUGAUAGAGAGUGUGGUGGCAAUGGCAGAGAGUGAAGAAAAGGAUGUGCUGGAGAAAGAAGGCACAGAGAUUAAAAUAGAGGAAGACCUACAGCUUCACUUGCCUUUUCUGCUGCCUGAGGAGGGCUAUUCAUGUGAGAUUCUGCAAGGUGUUCCACAGGGCUUUAGAGAGUUUCUAGAGCCAAUCUGCCAGAAAGGACUUUGUACACUAAUCCCUCACCAGCUUUCUCUUGGGUCUUGGACUGUGCACUUUCAGACCUCAGACUUAUCCCCUGGAAACAGGGUAAAAUGUAAACCAGCCAUUGUGAAAAUUACACUGAAGAAACCUUCGCAAAGUGGAAUGGGCAUAAGCAUCGUAGCAGCUAAGGGAGCUGGACAAGAAAAGCUGGGAAUCUUUAUCAAAUCUGUCGUCCGAGGGGGAGCAGCAGAUGUGGAUGGCAGACUGACUCCAGGGGAUCAGUUGCUUAGUGUGCAGGGCAAAAGUCUUAUUGGAAUGUCACAAGAACGGGCUGCAGAGAUAAUGUUGUGCACUGGAUCAUCUGUAACUCUGGAGAUUGCCAAGUUAGCAGCUGUUUACUAUGGUCUGGAAGAGGUGUUGAACCAACCAUCCCAAUCAAGAUUUAGAGAAUUGUAUUUAACAGAUGGUGAUAUUGCUGAACAAGCCACACAGCCAUCCAGUGGCCUUGAUAUGAGUGAAAUCUCAGGGCAGAUUGUUUGUGCCCCUUCAACAAUACCUAGCACAAAGGGGAGCUACCACACAGUCAAGAGACCAAUCAGAAGGCAAGACCAGCAAUGGCUUAAGCACAGACUGGAAUAUCGCUCAAACCCCAACUUGGCUUAUCCUUUUCAAACGACCAUGGAAAUGUCUGUUGAUUCAUUCACACACAAUCAGAUAUUCACCUCAGUCUCCACUGACAAUCUUAUUGCUGGUGGGCAGCCUGAAUCUGGCCUUUCAACCCUAAACCCUGGUCAGACUGGAUCAUACAGGGAAUAUUCAACCUUGCCAGUGUCUAGACUUCAGGCGAGUAAAGAGUCAAGAACUGCUGAACAGGCUCAUCUCUUCUCUACUGUCUCCCACUGUCAUGACCCCUCUGUGAAACUGGCACAUUCUCAAGAAACCCUUCCAUCUAUGGAUAAAGGAGGCCCCCUUGUGGACAGACCUCUGUAUUUUGAUUCAUGGAGUAGCCAAUCUGUGGAUUCAAACUUUUCUGGACAAGAGAGAAGAAGCAAAGAUGGACAGUGGGAGAUUUCCGGUCAUUCUUUGCAUGUGUCACAACCAAAGCGGAUAGAUGUUCCUGUGUCUCAUCCAACCAAUGCUUUUCCAUUUGGCAUGUCCCAGCAGCCUGUUCUCAGAGCAGACACGACCAAUACCAGCUUGUCAUCUACAACUAACACAUAUGGCCAAGUCAGGAACCCACAGCGCACCUCUGCACCAGGUUGCUACCAUUUGGAACAAUACACAGGUUCAGCACUAGCAUCCAAACAGCUUGUUCAGUCUCGCGUCUCACCUCAGAAACCUAAACUUGAUAAGUUUUGUGAAAAAUCUCAAGCUGUUGUAUGUCAGUCUUUCUCUAAAUCUCAUGACAAGAAAAGCAAGAUAAGCUCCUCACAACUGAGUGACACUACAGAGCCACACAGUUACAAGCCUGUUAUGAAAGGUGAUGUGCAGGGCCUUUCCCCAGACAUUUGGAAGCGGGAGGCUCAGGAGCAGUUGAAGAAGCAGCAAAGGCAUCUGGCAGUGGAUCUGCUGGGGCAAGAAAUGUUGCAGCUGCAGGGUAAAAUGGAACGGACCCUGGAGGAGAGUGAGCGUCUGCGAAGGCUCUCUCUUGAAUGGCAGUUUCAGAAGAGGCUACAGGAUUUUCAACAGAAUGGAGAGGACAAUGAUGAGGAGGAAGAUGAACACAACAGUGCUGUUAUAAUGCAGCAGCUUGAGCCACAGAGCAAUGAGCAGCCUAAUGCAGCAGAUUUGUAUAAUGGACAACAGUUGAGUGAGCGACAGAAUCAACUACCACUGCAACAGAAAUGUCAACAGACUGAAGAGGACUGCCUCAAAGAUGCAGGCCCUGGUGGUUCCUCUGAAACUAACAAGACUCAGCGUGUCAGUGUUUAUUUCGGCCAACUCAAUCACAAGAACUUCAAGAAUACAAAAGCUCCAGAAAAUCUGACCUUCAGAGAACGACAACAGCUUUUCUCCUUGACCAUGAAUGAACCAAACAAGGUCAAAAUAUCAUAAACAUGCUCCUGUGUUCCACAUUGCAGUGUUUGUGUUCUUAAAUAUAUUCGUAAACGUUGAUAUCAUAGUAUGGCACAAAAGUACUUGGCACAGUGAACACUUUUUUUAUGUAUACUAAUGAUCUUAAAUGUACACAAGUCUUUUUUAAUUUUAAAAUGACCCAUUAAGUUUUGACAACGCUGUCUUUUAAGUAAAAAUAUAUAUCAUUUGCGCAAAAUGCAGGUUUGUUUAAUGAAGCUAGAAUAAAAUGAAUAAAUGAAAGGUUAAUAAAUGAAACUGUACAGUUUAUUUUAAUUAUUUAACUUUAUUUCAUUACUUAAUUUGCUGGUAAAACUGUACUACCAUUUGUUCCUGUUCUCGUGUUUCAAUGGAUCCAUGCCGUAUCCGUCUAAUUUCAUUAAUAGCAUCAAUCCCGCUGAGUUUUCUACUUUUCACCAAGUAACAGGCCAGCAUUGUCCCAGUUCUUCCAUAGCCAUGCAAACAGUGCACUGCAACACCCUGAAACAGACAAGAUCAAAUGUAUACUGUUUUGUAUGCAAAUAAUACACAUGUGACCAUGUAAAUCGC
Astyanax mexicanus (Mexican tetra) is the source of this 4762-nucleotide messenger RNA. RefSeq names its product afadin. Gene Ontology annotation, biological process: regulation of protein localization; signal transduction. The coding region runs from base 170 to 4195 and encodes 1341 amino acids. Gene Ontology annotation, cellular component: adherens junction. The transcript is spliced from 26 exons. NCBI's taxonomy places the organism in Eukaryota, Metazoa, Chordata, Actinopteri, Characiformes, Acestrorhamphidae. The record is from RefSeq and is a predicted model, not a curated record. Gene Ontology annotation, molecular function: cell adhesion molecule binding.